AUGGCAGUCCUCACCAAGUAUUUUAUUGCUAUCCUCUUUCUGAGUUUCAUUAGCAAAGGGUUGUGCGUUUGCGCCUUGGACAACAUUACCAUAGGCACGGUCCGAAGCGGGAGAGAGAUACAAGGGAAGCCUGAAUGGAACGUGACGGUGACCAACAACUGCCGGUGCCCUCAAAAGCUCCUAAAAUUGACUUGCGAGGGAUUUCAGACCGUAGAAAAAGUUGAUCCUUUAAUUUUUUCAAUGGGAGAUGAUCAUCAGACUUGCCUCCUCCUUCAAGGCGGAAGCUUGCGGGGAUCAGCUUCAGUCAAAUUUUCUUACGCUUGGGAUCCUCCUUCUCUCUUAUGGCCUUCCAGCUCUCUCCUAACUGAUUGUGGCCGUUAA
Alnus glutinosa is the source of this 381-nucleotide messenger RNA. RefSeq lists its product as uncharacterized. The record is from RefSeq and is a predicted model, not a curated record. Bases 1 to 381 code for a protein of 126 amino acids. Lineage: Eukaryota; Viridiplantae; Streptophyta; Magnoliopsida; Fagales; Betulaceae. The transcript is spliced from 2 exons. Gene Ontology annotation, biological process: cell fate determination.